CCCCGGCAGCGCCAGGCGCCGCCCCCGGCCCGCCCCACUCCGCUCCCCUUUGUGCGGCAGUCCCACUCCGCGCACACGCUGCCCGCUCCGCUCCCACCGGCACCGCCCGCAGUCGCAGCGGCCCCGGCCCGGCCCGGCCAGCUCAAGCCAUGGAGGCAGCACUCAUCUUCCUGUGCUCCCUGAUGGUGCCAGCAGCCCUGACAGACGUGGCCACCCAGCAGAAGGAGGAGGAGGACCCCUUCAACUAUGAUUACCAGAGCCUGAGGAUUGGGGGUCUGGUUUUUGCCGUGGUCCUGUUCACCGUUGGCAUCCUGCUCAUACUCAGCAGGAGGUGCAGGUGCAGUUUCAACCAGAAGCCCAGAGCUCCGGGGGAUGAAGAGGCUCAGGCUGAGAACCUGAUCACCUCUAACGCGACAGGGUUAAUGAGGUUUGCCUCCCAAUUAAUGUGCCUCCCCCCGGGUGCCUGCUGCCAGAGCCAGACGCCCGCCGGACAGCACACCGGCACCAUGAGUGACGAGCAAGUGCCCGGGCAGGGCAUGGACAGGUUCAGCUACGACUAUGAGACCAUCCGCAACGGGGGCCUGAUCUUCGCCGUCGUGGCUUUUGUGGUCGGGCUCCUCAUCAUCCUCAGCCAGCGGUUCCACUGCGGAGGGAAGAAGAAGAGGUGA
Messenger RNA from Pogoniulus pusillus (Red-fronted tinkerbird), 668 nucleotides. RefSeq names its product FXYD domain-containing ion transport regulator 6-like. Gene Ontology annotation, molecular function: sodium channel regulator activity. Gene Ontology annotation, cellular component: membrane. NCBI's taxonomy places the organism in Eukaryota, Metazoa, Chordata, Aves, Piciformes, Lybiidae. The record is from RefSeq and is a predicted model, not a curated record. Gene Ontology annotation, biological process: monoatomic ion transport; regulation of sodium ion transmembrane transporter activity.